CAGCGCCCUCUUGGAUAUCCGUUCAUUCGGAUAUCUAUUCACUUCGUAUACCAGCUCGUCCGCUUCUUUUCCGGUUUGUCAAAAUGGGUAUCGACAUUAACCACAAACAUGAUCGGAAGGUUCGGCGUACCGAACCUAAAUCACAAGAUGUCUACUUACGACUUCUCGUCAAACUUUACCGCUUCCUGGCUAGGCGUACAAAUGCUAAGUUUAACAAGAUUAUUCUCAAGAGGCUUUUCAUGAGUAAAAUACAUCGUCCACCAAUAUCUCUUGCACGCGUUGUCAGGUUUAUGAAGAAACCUGGACGAGAAAAUGCUAUUGCAGUAAUUGUAGGCACAGUAACAGAUGAUGCUAGGAUUUUUGAAAUACCUAAACUUACAGUUUGUGCCUUACGUAUUACCGAAAAAGCAAGAGCUCGUAUAUUGAAAGCUGGAGGUGAGCUAAUCACUUUUGACCAGUUAGCAUUACGUGCCCCUACAGGAAGACGGACAGUCUUAAUGCAAGGACGCCGAAAUGCACGUGAAGCAGUGAAACACUUCGGACCAGCACCUGGUGUACCUCACUCUCACACAAAACCAUUAGUGCGUUCUAAAGGUCGAAAGUUUGAAAGAGCAAGAGGCCGUAGGCGAAGCUGUGGAUAUAAAAAAUAAAUUUUGUUUAUUUACCAUCAUUUAUUGUACCAUACCCAUCAAUUUACUUGCAUGAUUUAGACAUUUUGUCUAUUUCCACAUUCUUUUAUAUAGCAAGUUACAGUGAUCUGGAAAAUAAAUGUUGGUUUCACAACA
Messenger RNA from Megachile rotundata (alfalfa leafcutting bee), 785 nucleotides. It is a transcript of the gene RpL18, whose product is annotated as ribosomal protein L18. Gene Ontology annotation, molecular function: structural constituent of ribosome; RNA binding. Gene Ontology annotation, biological process: translation. Lineage: Eukaryota; Metazoa; Arthropoda; Insecta; Hymenoptera; Megachilidae. The record is from RefSeq and is a predicted model, not a curated record. Gene Ontology annotation, cellular component: ribosome; cytosolic large ribosomal subunit.